AUGGACGGCAGCGAAGCGGGCGGCGGUGGCGGGGGGCUCCUGCAGCAGAUCCUCAGCCUUCGCCUCGUGCCCCGCGUGGGCAAUGGCACCACCACCUAUUCCAGCCCGCUCUCCACUUUCCCAGAGAUGUGGUACGGCGUCUUCCUGUGGGCAGUCGUCUCCUCCCUUGCCUUCCACGUCCCGGCCGCGCUGCUUGCGCUCUUCACGCUCCGGCACCACAAGUACGGCCGGUUCAUGUCCGUGAGCGUGCUGCUGAUGGGCAUCGUGGGACCCAUCACGGCCGGCACCCUCACAAGUGCUGCCAUUGCUGGAGUUUACAGAGCUGCAGGGAAAAAAAUGAUUCCCUUUGAGGCGCUCAUUUUUGGCGUGGGCCAGACCUUCUGUGUGGUGGUGGUUUCCUUCCUGCGCAUCCUGGCCACUCUGUAGCUCCUCUGGAGAGCACAAACCAGAGGGGGAGCACAGGACCUGCUGCCUCAGAACAAAGCACAGGGAGCACAGCUCCAGCCUUGUGUUUCUUCUGCUGAUUUAAGGAAUUGGGACGGCUCGCUCUUGCCUCCAGCCUGGCUUGAAAUUUUUAAAUUGUGAAUUUUGUUACUUUUUGGUAACAUUAAGUGCCAAGUGAAGCUUUAUUUCUCUGGAGGGUAGGAAGAUGGCUCCCAGAGGAGGAGACCCAGGUACCUGUCACCAGUGAUGGACUGUAGUAACAGGACAUGACUAAAAUGGGGCACCAGCUGUGCUGGGGCAGGAACAGGACCAGAGUGACAUUGUGUCCUCAGAGCUCACUCACCACUUUGUUGCUUGGUUUUCAGUGAACCUGAAGCUCUUUUAGUGCCAGUUUUUAAAUUAAAAAAGUGUUUUCUUUCUGGCCCAAACUUCUUAAUACCAGGUGAUAGCCAUAGUGGAUUUGGGAGCAGCAAAAGGAAAAGUCAUUUUAGAUGGAUGAGAGUGCAGAUUUGUGUCUGGGAGCUCUGGCUGUGAAUGCUGCACCGGGGAAAUGACUGGUAUAAAAGAGAUUUUGUGAAUUUUAUUACAGCAAAGCUCUUCUGGCCCUGUGAAUGUUUUGCCCAGAGGCAAAGCAGAGUGGAAUGGGCACUCCAGAAAUCCCAGGUGUGCACAGCUCUCCUCAGGCUUUGAAGGAGACUUGUGUUUUCAAAGGCCCCUGUUCUCCUUUGACUUGCUGGGGCUGUUCAUGUUGGUGUGCUGGAGCUGGGUCCCUGCUCUGGUCUGGAAGUGGCACUUUUAUCCAGCUUGGAUAAAAUCCCUGCUGCUGCUGGGAGCUGCCUGGCCAGGCUGGGCUGUGACUGGGUGUCCCCAGUGCAGGGACUGUGCCACAGUGUGCCAGGGCUGGGAGAGCUGCAGGG
Molecule: messenger RNA, 1361 nt
Organism: Melospiza georgiana
Lineage: Eukaryota; Metazoa; Chordata; Aves; Passeriformes; Passerellidae
Gene: TMEM170A
Product: transmembrane protein 170A
Exons: 3
Coding region: 1-426 (141 amino acids)
Biological process (GO): endoplasmic reticulum tubular network organization
Cellular component (GO): endoplasmic reticulum membrane
Source: RefSeq, a predicted model, not a curated record